GGCGUUCUGAUGAUUAAAAACUCACAACGCCUUCCUGUUAGCCAAGAUGGCGGCGGGUCACGUUUUAAUUCCUCCACCGUCGCUCUCAGCUAAAUUCGAAGGAUCUUUUGCAUAUCUGACGGUAAGAGACAGGCUUCCCACCAUCCUGACCAAAGUCAUCGAUACCAUUCAUCGAAACAAGAACAACUUCUUCGAGAAACAUGGAGAGGUGGGCGUGGAGGCAGAGAAGAGAGCCAUCUCCUUCCUGUCCAAGCUGAGGAACGAGAUGCAGACGGACAAACCCGUGCUGCUCCUGACCGACUCUGCAUCCGACACGGAAGAGUGGAACCGGUAUAUGCAGAGACAACAGGACCUGAUGGAGGACGGGCAGCCGGUCAGCUGGUUUAAGUCACCCUGGCUCUAUGUGGAGUGCUACAUGUACAGGAAGAUCCAGGAGGCCUUGGCGCACAGUCCUCCAAUCAGUGAUUUCGACGCCUUUAAGGAAGCAAAGACGGAAAGCUUCUUCGAGUCCCAGCAGGCAGUCGUGUCGCUCUGUACGUACCUGCGAGAUGUCCUCAGCACCGCAGACACCACGGACAAGAAUUGUCUCCAUGACCAUUUCCUCAGGUUAUUACAGGUGUCCCUGUGGGGAAACAGGUGUGAUUUAUCCAUCUCAUGCGGCCAGGAAAACUCUCAGAAGUGCAACCCGAUGGAUUCUCUGCACGAUCUUCGGCGCUUCAUCCUAGUGGAUGAUUCGGCUCGCGUUUGGUCCGUGUUGACGGCCUUACACGGGACGGAGACGCCAGGGGUCAGAGUGGACAUUGUUCUAGAUAACGCCGGCUUCGAGCUCGUCACAGAUCUGAUACUCGCAGACUUCAUGGUCUCCGUCGGCUUGGCGAAGGAAGUGCGCUUCCACGGCAAGUCCAUCCCGUGGUUCAUCUCCGACGUCACCAAGCAGGAUUUCGAUUGGACCCUAUCGCAAACGGCGGCGUCCAAUCACAGGCACAUGUCGUCCUGCGGUGUCCAGUGGAAGCGGCACUUGAAAGACGGAGCGUGGUCGUAUCACGACCAUCGCUUCUGGACUUUACCGCACGAGUACUGCGACAUGCCGGCGGACGCCCCGGAUCUCUACUCCGCUCUACAGGGGUCCGACCUGAUCCUGUUUAAAGGAGACCUGAACUACCGCCGGCUGACAGGAGACAGGAUGUGGGAGCACACUGCACCCUUCGAGCGAGCGCUCCGGGGCUUCCUGCCUGCUCCGCUGUGCAGCGUCAGGACCCUGAAGGCCAACGUGCAGGUCGGGUUAGAACCGGGCCGGGCGGAGAACCUCGGCUCACAGGACGCAGACUGGAUGAUUAGCGGCAAAUACGCAGUGAUCCAGUUCUGCAGUCCACUCAGGGAGCAGCAACAGGGUUUAUAAAGAGGUCAUGAGAACGACAAUAACAAAUAAAAGCUGAUGUUAUAGAGAAAAUGGUAAUUAAAUAACUACAGUACAAUUUCUCUUCAUGUCUUACCAGGUGGCUGUGGUUGGUUUUCUGGAUUAUAUAUCCAGGUAGAUGUAACAGUGUGACACAAUAUAACUCAACUUACAGUACUGUGCAAAAGUCUUGACCCCCCGCCUUUAUUUUGCUAUAUUUUUCUUUUAAACCUCCAGACUUUCUUUUUUUUUUUUUUAAUUAAUGUUUUCUUAAACAUUGUUUUGUUUGUUUGUUAAGCCACACAGUGACCUAUGAAUCAUUAAAGCAUAAAAAAAACUUUUUUCUUUUUUAAUUUAAGGCAUAAACCAGUGAGAAUAUGUGUACAGAUCCGUUUGUCGCUUGUUUAUUCUGACUCUAUUAUACCUCCAGUACAGCAUAAUCCAUUGUGUUUAUUCAAUAUUAGAAUGUGCAAAAGUUUGUGCACCUCUGGUCAAAUGAUAUAAUUUACCUUCACUUUUUCUUGUUUUUUUUUUCUGAAUGGAACAGCAAACUACAGUACACUAGAGUGCAAAAGUCUUGGCUCCCCCUAAUUUCUUCAUAUUCUGCUUCUAAAGUUCGAGACUUUCUUGUAAACAUUCAAGCUUUAAAAAAAAUUAAUCUAACUUAAGGCAUGAACCAGUGAGAAAGGGCUGCAGAUGAUGACAGAUGAUCAGUAUACUGCUGAUGCUGAAUGCUGAGUGGAAAACGGACGAGAGGGGAAAUGAGGUCGCUGCUGUUGUCGCUGCAGAGGUUGUUACGUAAACUAGCAGUUUUCAGAUUGGCACUUGAGGCACUUUGCAGCCUGUUGCAGUAAUUACUAAUAUUACUAAUAUAAUUACUAAUAUUACUAAUAAUAAAAUUUCUUUGAUUUGAUCUACAUAAUUUAAUAUGGAGAAAUGAGGGGGAUCAAGACUUUUGCACAGUACUGUAUAUUUUGUUAUAUUUACAGAGAAAUGUCAGAAGGUAGAUGAAUCCAAAAUAGUGGCGGGGAGCACUCAAGAAA
Messenger RNA from Clarias gariepinus (North African catfish), 2439 nucleotides. It is a transcript of the gene dcph1, whose product is annotated as acidic residue methyltransferase 1. The record is from RefSeq and is a predicted model, not a curated record. Gene Ontology annotation, cellular component: nucleus; cytoplasm. Lineage: Eukaryota; Metazoa; Chordata; Actinopteri; Siluriformes; Clariidae. Gene Ontology annotation, biological process: DNA damage response. The coding region runs from base 47 to 1399 and encodes 450 amino acids. Gene Ontology annotation, molecular function: phosphatase activity. The transcript has 6 exons.